ACGGUGAGUAUACUGUUUGUCUGGCUGGCAUUCUGCUUCUUCCAGAAUUCUCUGAAACCUCUCAAAAACCCACGAGACAUUCCUCCAUCUCUCUCUCUCUCUCUCGCGCGCCUCUGCUACAAACCCUAAUUUCAUUAAAGCUAAAAUGAUGUCGGAAUCUCUAAAACAAUGACACACAAAACCACCCUGAAUUCACUCCAUGCCUUAGAAUCUUGCACAUUUCAGCUCCAUAGCUGGAAACCCUUUCAGCUGCAAACCCUAACCAAAACCCUAGAGUCUGAUCUCUGCAAUUCAAAACCCUACUCUUCUUCGGCCUCGAACACCGGCAAUGGCGCUCAUAGCAAGAGGCCCUGCCUCUCCGAUCGAGCCACCGCUUUUUCGAUCGACAGUCUCGACAUGUCCAAGCUAAGUUUAUUUGAAGACGAGAGGACGCCUGGGGCACGGCCUCAUAAGAGGGAUAAUUUCCGGUGGAUCGCCCGUAAAAGGAGGCGUAGAGGGUCCCGAUCGGUCUCCGGCCGCAGCAGCGACAAGAGCGGUACCCGCCGAUGCUGCUCCGUUGGAGCGUCGGCAGCUUAUGCCACGUGCUCUGAUUUCCAUGUUGCGGUGGGGACGGAUUCCAGUGGAGAGUUGUUUCUGAAUGGGGAUGCCUAUUGGUAUUCGGACAUUAGCGAGGCGAGGAAUUCCAGGAGGGAAGGGAGGGAUGCUGGGGGAGGUGAGCGGGACAAUUUGGGUUCUAGUUCUUGGCAAAUUGGGGCCUUUGAUGCUCAAGGGAAUGAAUCUGGCUAUGGGAGUGAGCCAGGUUAUAGAGGAGAUGCAGAAUUCGGCUAUGGCGAUGAGCUCGACGAGGAAGAGGACGAAGGAAGGCUGUUGUUUUGGGGUGAUCGAUUUGGAGAUUAUGAUAUGGAGAUGGUUGGGGAAAACACAUUCUCAGAGCAAAAAGUUCAUCACAGGUGCAGGCGUAAGAAGCAGUAAGAAUGAUUGAUUCAAGUUGAUGAAAUCUACAUGUCAAAGUGGUUCCACUGUAUUAUCAGGUGCUCACUCCUUCAGCAAGGAUCGGUGGUUGCUGGAAUUUUCACUGUGCUGAACAUAUUUAUUAAUCUGCACAGUGCCCUCUCUAAGUCUUGCCUUAAUGCAGCAUUUGUGAGCCUUUUUUUUAGUAAGCAAUGUAUCAUUUGUGUACUGCCUUUGUUGUUUGUUCCAUUUCUCUGGAUUUGGUUGGCUUAUAAUGGAUUGAUUGUAUUCUUUAAAAAUCAAUUGGGUUAUAUGAUUCUCACUUGUUUCUCAA
This is a messenger RNA of Nelumbo nucifera (sacred lotus), 1285 nucleotides long. RefSeq names its product LYR motif protein. Lineage: Eukaryota; Viridiplantae; Streptophyta; Magnoliopsida; Proteales; Nelumbonaceae. The record is from RefSeq and is a predicted model, not a curated record.